CGCGCCGCAGUCGGGCCGCAGCCGGAGCCGGGAGCGGCCGGGCCCGGGCGGCGCGCGCGGGGCGAGAAGCGACGGCGUGAGGCGGCGGCGGGGCUGCCCUGCUCUCCCCUCCGGCCCGCGGCGGCGGGCGCUGAGGUCUGAAGCACAGAAGCAUGCUUUCCACUGAGCCUCACACUACCACCUGUGAUACAGAAUGUCUCUAAGUGAGAACAACAGUGUGGUGUUUGCCUAUGAAUCUUCAGUGCACAGUACCAAUGUACUCCUCAGCCUGGAUGACCAGCGAAAGCGAGAUAUCCUUUGCGAUGUUACAAUUUUAGUGGAAGAUCAGCGAUUUCGGGCACACAAAGCUGUGCUUGCAGCUUGCAGCAGUUACUUCCUUUCAAGAAUUGUGGGCCAGGUGGACGCUGAUCUUAUCAUCACUUUACCGGAAGAGGUAACACUUAAAGGAUUUAGUCCUUUGCUUCAGUUUGCAUAUACUGCAAAACUUGUUUUAAAUAAAGACAAUGUGUCUGAAGUUUGCAAAUGUGCAGAAUUUUUGGGUGUACGCAACAUUGAAGAGUCCUGCUUUCAGUUUCUCAAAUUCAGAUUUUUGGACUUUAAAUUGGAUCAGCAGGAAUGUCCUAGGAAGAAAUGUUGCACGCAGCAUUGUCAGAAAGCAAACCCUAAAACUGGGAAUGCGGAUGAUGGAGACCUAGAAAUAAAUUGUGAAGUAGAAGCACUCCUAGAAAAGGAAUAUAGUCAAAUUCCUGACACAAAGCCCUGUAAAGAUGAAGAAAAUACUAAAUCAUCACCUGCUUUUCAGGAUAAUGCGAAUCAAAACUGUGAUCCUGUACAUUUAGAAAGGGCUAGUGCUUCCAGCUUAUCUUCCCAAUGCCCAAAGUAUAGAAAAUUCCAGAAAGCUUUUGGAAAUGACAAAGUUCAUACUUCGGAGUCUAAUUCCAGUGUUAAAGAUGUUCAGGUGCCACCAUUUUCAACUUCUCUUGAGAAGGAAACAUCUGAUAACGAUGGCAUACAAAAAGCUCAGGAGUGUGUGCCUAUGCAGCUGAUCUCAAACUGUGAAGAGACUCAGGUAGAAAUGGAAGAAGGGGAAGAAGGCAUCCAGAAAAAAGAAGAGACAAAGAAAGAUUCUGUGACUCGGAAUGUGUCAUGUUCUGUGGAGAAAAUGGAUCUUGCUGCUUUCCCCCAAAACUCUGCUGCACCUCAUGGACUCAAUUCUGUGUCAGUUUUACAUAGUUGUGAGCAAUAUGGUAACUUGAAUUUCAGUAGUAUGCAAAACAAUACAGUCUUAGCAGAAAAGACUGUGUCUAGUACUGGAGCUGGAACUGACAAAAUUGAAAGUCAAGGUAACCCAUCUCCAAAGGUGGAUUUGUGCAUUAGGGAAGCCACUAACAUCACUUCAGCUGGAGAUCGAAGCAGUGUGGAGAGAGAGAUAGCAGAACAGCUGGCACAGGGGUUCUGGAGUGAUAUUCACAGCACAGAUUCCUGUCAAGUACAUCUGCCACCUGCAGUUUCUAAAGAGUACUUGGAGCCAGUGUAUUCAGGGAAAAAAUCAGAGUGUCCGUGGCUGGGGAUCAGGAUCAGUGAAAGCCCUGAACCAUGCCCUCAGCGAACUUUUACAACACUGAAUUCUGUCAACUGCCCCUUUAUAAGCAACCUUAGUGCUGAAGGAUGCUCCAACACCUCUGAAGUGAACAGUGGAGAUUAUGCUCAGGGACCACAACAAGAACAGUGUCCCUAUAACUAUGUGAUAAGUUUGGGAGAGGAUUCGGAGACUGACACUGAGGGAGACAGUGAAUCCUGUUCAGCAAGAGAACAAGAAUGUGAGGUAAAACUGCCCUUUAAUGCACAGAGGAUUAUCUCACUUUCCAGAAAUGACUUCCAGUCAUUUCUGAAAAUGCAUAAAUUAACUCCUGAACAAUUGGACUGUAUUCAUGAUAUCCGAAGACGAAGUAAAAACAGAAUUGCAGCACAGCGAUGUCGCAAGAGAAAACUUGACUGCAUACAAAAUCUUGAAUCUGAAAUUGAAAAACUGCAAAAUGAGAAGGAGAAUUUGCUGAAGGAAAGAAACCACAUUUUAUCAACUCUGGGUGAGACAAAGCAGAAUCUGACUGGACUUUGCCAGCAGGUGUGUAAGGAAGCAGCCUUGAGUCAAGAGCAAAUACAAAUACUUGCAAAAUAUUCUUCUUCAGAUUGUCCACUCUCAUUUUUGUUCCCAAAAAGAGAACAAACAGCUCCAUCUGAUAGUGAGCUCGUGGUACCAGCAUCUGUAGAAUCAGCAAAUGGUCUUUCAGGUGUCACACCUACAGCUGAGCAGAGUGCCUGUUACCAGUGUGUCAAGAGCGCGUGCGAGGCCGCGUACGAUCAGGUACAAGAACUGCAUCCAGGGCCUGCCAGAGCAGCGGAGCAGACCUCGCUCGUGGAGCCAUGUGGGCAGGGCAGUGGCAUCACAGACUUCUGCCAGCAGAUGACUGACAAAUGCACUACAGAUGAGUGAAUCUCUCCUUCCCACUGCCAGCCUCUCAGCAUUGCAACUAGAAGUGGGAUUGAGCACUUACUAAGUGAGAACAAAGAGAAAAGUGCAAUCUUUUGAAACUAUAUUGACAAUUACAUGGUCACCAUUAUUACUUGGCAAGCUUUGGGUUUGCUCUUGUGUAGUUCCAGAAAGUAAUUUGUAUGUGUCAGCCUUGGAGUUUUUUCUGUGUGGUGAUACCAAGGAAGGUUCAGGAAAGCUGUUAGAAAGUACUAAUUCCAUGCACAGGUGCUUAUUUAUGAGGAAGUUUUGUUCAAGUGUAGAGCAGCCUACUCUGUUUUAUGCCACAGUACUUAAUGCCACUCUGCAUUUUAAGGAAAGCCUCCUGACAGCUGUUAAUGCACAUUGGCUUCUUUAUCUGGAAUGCUUCUGAGACUUCUUUUUUCCUGGUAGACAAAGCUUAAAAAGCAUGUAUAGCUCUGUAAAUGUUCGUUUUGUAGAUGGACUAAGUGACAUGACAGGAUGAGGAGAUUCUGGAAUAGCCCCCUCUCUAUUACAGAGAAGGCUUUUACUGAAUUAAAGUAGUAGGUGACUUUAGAAUUGAUUAGUAGUAGGCUUUUAUUGAAUAAGUGCUCUUGUCUCUUUAGCACAGAAUUAAAAGAACUGGAGCAGGAGAGGUGCUGCCACAUACUGCUCUCUUCUCUAAGUUUAGUGGGAGGAACAACAACAUGCUGUGGAAGGCAGACAUCUAAAACUGGUGCAGUUCUUGGAUGAGUGUGCAUUGGAUCCUCUGGCAUCUGAAUCCCAUAGGCUUACUAAAACACACUGCUGUAUUGUGACUUCCUGUCCUAGCACCUUCGGGCUUGCUACUUGUUUGUGGCAAGUUGGAAUCAAACUAUUGUGAAAGUCUAAGGACAGACUUUUUUUUAAGGUAUUCAGGCGCCGCAUUUUUUUCUUUCAGUGCCUAACUGCCUAAAGUAAGUUACAAAUAUUUGUUCUCUGAUCACUGGGACCAGUAAAGUUCUAUUUCAGAAUCAAUCUUCAGAAUGCUUUAUGGCUAAACCUGUAGUAUAUUUUCAAUGGCUUGUGCUAUUAACAUAGAUAAAAAGUACAUUGAAGAAAUGACCUGGAGAUAUUUCCUUUAUUAUUUUGUGAAGGAGAAAUUCAGCUACUGAAAAUAAUCCCCAUUUUCUAGAUUUUUACAUAGCAGUGGAUGCAUAUUGUAUACCAAUGAUGCUUUGUUAUUUUGAUGCUAUUCUCACACCAGAACUAAGUAUUGAACCUCACCACAUAAAACUUUGGGUUUGCUGGUUUACAAAACAUGAAGAAUCUUGUACAAGCCAGUGGAAUUCUUCAUUUCCUACCUCAGAAUGUGUAUUAGCUUUUUGUGUCUUUGUGUGCAUGUACAGUAGGCAGCAGCUAAGCAAAGGCCCUUGUAAAUACUGCUUUUCAGUUUUACCUUGCAGUGAGACAAAACUUGUUCUUGGCAAGGCUCUUUUUUUUUUCCUUCCCCUACAUCCAUAGGUAACAUAGCAUUAAUAAAUACAGUAAGCCACUUAUUUAAAACAGAAAUUUUAAAAUUGACAGAUUUCAACAGGACUUCUCAUAACCAGCACAUAACACAAAUGACUACACUACCUCACCUAUGGGACUGAAAGUUGAUUCAAAUCUCUAGUAAAUCCUUGGAUUUUCAUCAUAUAUUAUCAUUGCUUUUUAAGGGAAAAAAAUAUGGAUCAUAGCUUGUAUAAAUCACAAUACUUGCAGUAAUUGAAAUUCGGAAAUAAAUACUACACGGCAGACAUCAUGAUUAUUGAAUUGAAAUUCUUUUAAGUUACUAUCAUUGAGAUAUGAUGAUCCUGUAUAUGUAUUACUUUAUGAAGCUCUCUGGGCUUUUUCUCUAGUUUCUGUAGAUUCCUGGUUAAUUUAAUCCUGUCUCCCUCCCAGGCUGCCACCCUGGGAAGCAUUUUUCUCUUAUGUCUCCAUUUUAUUUAAAAAGCAAACCAACAAGAAACAAUCAAAACAAAAUUCAAAGCCCAAACCUCUACUGUUGAUAACUACUCUCACUUUUAAAGCUGGUGAUAUUCUGAAAUGACGUGGACAAUGGCAUUAAAGCAUUGUCCUAAUAGUGCACAUAGUUGGAAAUAGAAUUCCCUGGGGUAAAUCCUUGUUUUAACAAGGUAGAGCAUCUUUGUAGGGAAUGGCUGUCUGGGAGCUUAUCCAAUGCCCAGAGCCCUGACACACUUGGCUGCAGGUGAAGUUUGAGGGUAGGUUUUUGCCUGACCAGCUGCAUCUAAAUAAUUUUUUAAAAUAUUUAUUUAAUACCAUAGACCUACAAGUUGCAUGUUGACUUCUAUAAGCCUAUAUCAUCAACUUGCAAAUGUUAUGAGUGAAUGACAAUUUUAUGAUACAGAAUUCUCAGGAAAAUGUUUUUGGAGUUUGGUUUUAUUUUUUUUUUUCUUCCAGUAAAGAAAUACUCAAUUUUGAAAUUGUAAAAUACUUUGUUAAAGCAUGUUUUAAAAUACUUUGGUCAGACUAUCUUAAAGCCAUAAGGGUAUGAUGGCAUACAGAUUGUAAAAUAAACAGAUAAUUACAACA
Messenger RNA from Oenanthe melanoleuca, 5065 nucleotides. RefSeq names its product BTB domain and CNC homolog 1 (gene BACH1). Gene Ontology annotation, molecular function: RNA polymerase II cis-regulatory region sequence-specific DNA binding; DNA-binding transcription factor activity, RNA polymerase II-specific; protein binding. The record is from RefSeq and is a predicted model, not a curated record. NCBI's taxonomy places the organism in Eukaryota, Metazoa, Chordata, Aves, Passeriformes, Muscicapidae. Gene Ontology annotation, biological process: regulation of transcription by RNA polymerase II. The coding region runs from base 194 to 2494 and encodes 766 amino acids. The transcript has 5 exons.